Molecule: messenger RNA, 2688 nt
Organism: Mus pahari (shrew mouse)
Lineage: Eukaryota; Metazoa; Chordata; Mammalia; Rodentia; Muridae
Gene: Nr1i2
Product: nuclear receptor subfamily 1 group I member 2
Exons: 9
Coding region: 344-1639 (431 amino acids)
Biological process (GO): cell differentiation; positive regulation of transcription by RNA polymerase II; negative regulation of transcription by RNA polymerase II
Molecular function (GO): RNA polymerase II cis-regulatory region sequence-specific DNA binding; nuclear receptor activity; zinc ion binding
Source: RefSeq, a predicted model, not a curated record
CUUACUACAUUGAACCUGGGGUGUAAUGUGGGCAAGAACAAGUACGGUUCCUAUGCCUGUGGACGACGUAGCCUAAGAUUAGCUGAGGGGGGGAUUCGGGGAUUGAUACUGCUCAUUUGUCUAGCUGGAGGGGCAUCCUCUCCCUCGGAGCCUGAACCCUGGCCCAUAGGAGACACUGAGGACUUAAGCUGAGACCUCCAUGUGCAACCAGGUGGCCACAGCAAGUGCGCUGAGCUCUGGGCAGAACCAUCGUUCCUGAUCCUUCAAGGUGGACCCCAAGGGAGACAUCCAACAAAAGCAGUGGCCACCAGACAGUCUAGGACACACAGAUGUAAACCUGGAGAUGAGACCUGAGGAGCGCUGGAGCCGAGUUGGCCUUGUACAGUGUGAAGAAGCAGACUCUGCCUUGGAAGAGCCCAUCAACGUAGAGGAGGAAGAUGGAGGUCUUCAAAUCUGCCGUGUAUGUGGGGACAAGGCCAAUGGCUACCACUUCAAUGUCAUGACGUGUGAAGGAUGCAAGGGUUUUUUCAGAAGGGCCAUGAAACGCAAUGUCCGGCUGAGGUGCCCCUUCCGCAAGGGGACCUGCGAGAUCACCCGGAAGACACGACGGCAGUGCCAGGCCUGCCGUUUGCGCAAGUGCCUGGAGAGUGGCAUGAAGAAAGAGAUGAUCAUGUCCGAUGCCGCUGUGGAGCAGAGGCGGGCCUUGAUCAAGAGGAAGAAGAGGGAAAAGAUUGAGGCUCCACCGCCUGGAGGGCAGGGGCUGACUGAAGAACAGCAGGCGCUGAUCCAGGAGCUGAUGGACGCUCAGAUGCAAACCUUUGACACAACUUUCUCCCACUUCAAGGAUUUCCGGCUGCCUGCAGUGUUCCACAGUGACUGUGAACUUCCAGAGUUUCUGCAGGCCUCACUAUUGGAAGACCCUGCCACAUGGAGUCAAAUCAUGAAAGACAGGGUUCCAAUGAAGAUCUCUCUGCAGCUGCGCGGAGAAGACGGCAGCAUCUGGAACUACCAACCCCCUUCCAAGAGUGACGGGAAAGAGAUCAUCCCCCUGCUGCCACACCUGGCCGAUGUGUCAACCUACAUGUUCAAGGGUGUCAUCAACUUCGCCAAAGUCAUAUCCUACUUCAGGGACCUGCCUAUUGAGGACCAGAUCUCCCUGCUGAAGGGGGCCACUUUUGAGAUGUGCAUCCUGAGGUUCAACACGAUGUUCGACACGGAAACGGGAACCUGGGAGUGCGGUCGGCUGGCUUACUGCUUCGAAGACCCUAAUGGUGGCUUCCAGAAACUUCUGUUGGAUCCAUUGAUGAAAUUCCACUGCAUGCUGAAGAAGCUACAACUGCAUAAGGAGGAGUAUGUGCUGAUGCAGGCCAUCUCCCUCUUCUCUCCAGAUCGUCCUGGCGUGGUCCAGCGCAGCGUGGUAGACCAACUGCAAGAGCGGUUUGCCCUCACCCUGAAGGCCUACAUUGAGUGUAGUCGGCCAUAUCCUGCUCACAGGUUCCUGUUCCUGAAGAUCAUGGCCGUCCUCACCGAGCUGCGCAGCAUCAACGCUCAGCAAACCCAGCAGCUGCUGCGCAUCCAAGACUCGCACCCUUUUGCCACCCCACUCAUGCAGGAGUUAUUUAGCAGCACCGACGGUUGAGUGGCUGCCCCUGAGUGGAGAUCUCACGGGGGCAGCCAGACCCAGACAUUCUGAAUUGCCACUUCUAGGGCUAGACAGAUGGACACACUGAUAGCCAACAAUGCCCUCUGACUGCAGCCGGUUAGUGUUUCUCAGGAAAAAGACAUGGGAGCCCCCAAGUUCAGCCUGUGGAAAGUGCUGGGCGGCCUGAGUUAAGACAAUCAGGUGUCAGGUGGGAGAGGAGGGAGCAGAUCAAACCCUGUAACAAUGUACCCCUGUGCCCCACACAGUCCCAGCCCCAGGUUUCUUCUCGAGCUGCUUGUGUGUUCCAGACACGAGCUGACCUUCAGGUUCACAAGUAUCACUGCUGAAGGCUAGCAGCUUGUCCUGACUGUGUUCUGGACAUAUCAGUCCUGCAUCUGCCCAAAGACAUUGUUAGUCACUAACAAUGUGACCAGCUGUGUGUGUGGGGGCUGGGGGUAGGGUUACAGUACGGACUCAGAUGUGGAUCCCAACUUCAGACUUUUAAGAAGACAAAACUCAAAUGGCUGUUAAUAGCUUGUAAAACUUUCUUAAACAACUCGUGUGGAGCCAUGUGACAUACAGCCAAGGAACUUGGUGUGGGGGUCUGAACUGCACUGGGGUUCUGUGGGUCACUGGAAGCCAAGGAAAGGUUCUCACAUUCCAGGAACAUGUGGAAGAAGGGGUGAGAACUAUGGCUGUGGGGACCUGUUUGUGACUUGGUGGGGGUUGGUCUGCACUCCCAUCUGACCAGCUGCUUGCUCCCAAGGCUGUGACUUACAGCAAUGCUACAGUGACAGACAAUAAAUGUAUAAUAGCACAAUUACCUGUGUAUGACAAACUCCCAUGUACCCCUGGUCCUCAGAGCCCGAGUAUAUGGCAGUAUCUGCCUCUUUUUUAUAAUAGUUUGUAGGAUUGUUUGUGCCUUUUCACAAGUUACACCUUAAUUUCACAUGAAUGUUCCAUGCUUAAGAAAUUAGCAAGGAUGUCCCCAGGUUUAAUGCCAGAUCAAGACAAGAGGACUUCAAUAAGGACAUUUUUGGUAGAGA